AUGUCUGCUCCAGAAGGUCAACAAAGAAGAGGUGGUUUCGGUGGUAGAAACAGAGGUCGUGGUGACAGAAGAGGUGGUAGAAACGCCGAAGAAAAGGGAUGGGUUCCAGUUACUAAGCUAGGUAGACUAGUAAAGGCUGGUAAGAUCUCUUCCAUUGAAGAAAUCUUCCUACACUCUCUACCAGUCAAGGAAUUCCAAAUCAUUGACACUUUGCUACCAAACCUACAAGAUGAAGUCAUGAACAUCAAGCCAGUUCAAAAGCAAACCAGAGCCGGUCAAAGAACCAGAUUUAAGGCUGUCGUUGUUGUCGGUGACGCCAACGGUCACGUUGGUCUAGGUAUCAAGACUGCUAAGGAAGUUGCUGGUGCCAUCAGAGCUGGUAUCAUCAUUGCCAAGCUAUCUGUUAUUCCAAUCAGAAGAGGUUACUGGGGUAACAACUUGGGUCAACCACAUUCUCUAUCUACCAAGACUACUGGUAAGUGUGGUUCCGUUACUGUUAGAUUAAUUCCAGCUCCAAGAGGUUCCGGUAUCGUCGCUUCCCCAGCUGUCAAGAAGCUAAUGCAACUAGCUGGUGUUGAAGAUGUCUACACUCAAUCCAACGGUAAGACCAGAACUCUAGAAAACACCUUGAAGGCUGCUUUCGUUGCUAUUGGUAACACCUACGGUUUCUUAACUCCAAACCUAUGGGCUGAACAACCAUUACCAAUCUCCCCAAUGGACAUUUACGCUGAUGAAACUAAUGUCCAAAAGAAGAGAUACUAA
Molecule: messenger RNA, 762 nt
Organism: Maudiozyma saulgeensis
Lineage: Eukaryota; Fungi; Ascomycota; Saccharomycetes; Saccharomycetales; Saccharomycetaceae
Source: the annotation of a GenBank genome assembly